Messenger RNA from Cynara cardunculus var. scolymus (artichoke), 393 nucleotides. RefSeq names its product ALA-interacting subunit 3-like. The transcript has 2 exons. Gene Ontology annotation, cellular component: plasma membrane; Golgi apparatus; endoplasmic reticulum. The record is from RefSeq and is a predicted model, not a curated record. Bases 1 to 393 code for a protein of 130 amino acids. NCBI's taxonomy places the organism in Eukaryota, Viridiplantae, Streptophyta, Magnoliopsida, Asterales, Asteraceae.
AUGGGGUAUGUCAAGAGCCGAAGUGAUUUGCAAUUGAGAAACCGUGGUUAUGAGAAUCAAACAAGUGACUGUAUGCCUAAAGUUGAUGUCAAUGGGAUGGCCAUUGUGCCUUGUGGCUUUGUAGCCUGGAGUUUGUUUAAUGACACCUAUAGCUUCUCCACCGAUAGCAACCAGCAGUUGCAAGUAAACAAGAGACAUAUCUCAUGGAAGAGUGACAAAGAGGACAAGUUUGGCAGUGACGUCUUCCCGAAAAAUUUCCAGAAUGGAUCCCUUAUUGGUGGUGGACGUCUCAAUGAGUCUCUGCCAUUAAAUGAACAGGAAGACCUCAUCGUAUGGAUGCGAACUGCGGCUCUUCCAACUUUUAGGAAGUUGUACAAUCCGAUUUCAAGUUGA